Messenger RNA from Gryllus bimaculatus (two-spotted cricket), 2143 nucleotides. The record is from the annotation of a GenBank genome assembly. NCBI's taxonomy places the organism in Eukaryota, Metazoa, Arthropoda, Insecta, Orthoptera, Gryllidae.
UCAAGCUCGAUUGAAUGAAAGCGUCGACAGCUGAUUUACUUCAAGUAAAUAAAUCCUGUUAUAGACUCAGAGAACUACCCGGCGGUUCGUGAUCUGCAAGGUUGUUUUGAACAUGGAUGAGACAGUCGUAUCUGUUAGUUGGAAAGGCUACACUAGUGAACUUGCAACAGUAUAUAAAAAUUUAUUGGAUGACAAUUUUUUGGUGGAUUGCACUAUAUUUGCAGAGGGUCAGGCUCUUAAAGCUCAUAGGCUGGUUCUAUCUGCAUGCAGUUCAUACUUUCAUAUGCUGUUUCAUGAGGAGCCUGCAAAGCAUCCAUUCAUUGUCCUGGUAGAUGUAACAUUUGAUACACUGAAGGCAGUGAUUGAUUUUAUGUAUCAAGGGGAGACUCAAAUUCCAGAAGGGAACUUUCAAGCAUUUUUGACACUUGCUCAGUCUCUGCAGAUCAAGAGCUUAAGUGCUUUGACCCAGGAUUAUGUGAGUAGAAAUGAAUCCAGUAAUGCUAUUGGAAAUGUCUGUGGGGGUCUGUCAGAAGAUAAUCAAGAUACCAGUGAAGUUCCAGACAUUAGUACUAGACAUGAGGUUUUCCCUGAAAAUUCCCACCAUUCUGAUGGCGUCCAAGAUGCUGUGCACUCAAACACACAUGUUCCUUUUGAAGGAUUUAGGGUCUCAUGUGAGGAAGUGGAAUCAGCAUCAGUGAAAACAUCAACACAAGAACAGCGAACAUCUCUGGCAUGUGAAGUAUCUGAUGGCUCAGAAAUAACUAUAAAACAUGAACCUUUGUUUGAUAAUGAAGGGAUUAUCUUGAAGGCAAGAAACACAAAAUUGGAUGAUGUUGAAAGUUGUAUAUCCACAUCUGAAAAUUUUAUGAGUGAAGCAAAUGGAAAAACUGCAAUUUUAUUAGUUGAACGGAAUUUGAAACAAUACUCAAGUUGUAAUGAAUCAUAUGGAAAUGCGAGAUCAUCAGUCACACCACCUUCACAACUGCUUAAGCAGUUGAGCAUCAGAGUACCUUUAACUCAAGACACUGCUCAGGAACCUUUGCUACCUGUGAUUUUGGUGCCAAAAAAUGAAUUUGCCGAUGAUGCAGAGAAAGAAGAAUCGGUGGUUGGCUGUGAUGUGCAAGGAAAUAAUAGAAAUGGAAAGGAUAAAACAACGGAACUUACACAAGAUGAAAGAAGUCUUGAUCAUAUCUCAAGUUGCAGUGAUUCUUCUCGUGGAAAUGCAAUCUCAUCAGUAAUGUCAUCUUCACAACAGGGCAAAUUGAGCGACAAACUUCCAUCAGCCAUAGAUGUUACUAAGCAAACUUUGCUGCCUGAAAUUCUGACACUAGAAAAUGUACAUAUGGAUUAUUCAAGGAAUGAAGAUCCCAUGGAGGAUCAUGAUGUGCCUGAAAAUGAUACAAAAGAAACGGUUGAAGGAACAGAACCUGCUUGUGGUGAACAAAUUCUCGACAAAUCCUUCAUACUAGUGGAAAAUGGGCAGUCAUUGUGUUGCCCUUCAUCUCCUCCUCUCCUUCCAUCACUCUCUGGCCCCCCCUUCUCACUCGGUCUCCAGUGUGUUUGUUUCUUGCAGUAUGGGUACAGUGAAAAGAACAAUACAACAGAAACUGCUUUCAUCCCUCAUCUACAUCCAGUUGUCCAUGAAAAUCUUGCAUUCAUUCAACUGGUCUUUCAGCGCAGUCAUUCACAGCUUUAAACUUUAUAAAUAACCUUUGAGCUUUUAAAUAUGAUGAGUUGUUCAGGUCGAAGGACAUUCAAUAAAACUAGUAUCCAUCUUCAGGCAAAAGAACAGAUAUCUUCUGCUUUUGGUGGACACAAAAUCUGUUAUUAUUUUCGUUGAAAUUAAAGAUUAUAUUGAAUUAGGAUAUGUAUUGCAUAUUAUUGAAUUAAUAAUUAAAGAAUGGAUAGAUUGCGCUUACCAUAUUAUUCUCUACAAAAAAUGGCAUACCACUCUUCGAUGUGUAGAUUCUCUCUGGCUAAAUUUACUACCAGUUUGAUUUUGAUUUGUAUGACUACUUCAUCAUCGAAGAGUGAUAAGACUGACAAUUCUUCUAAUAAAUACCGCAUACAAUGUCUAAAUUUUUUUAAAGCUGCUUUUGAAAUUAUCGAAUCUGUUUCUUUCAAGCGAUUUUAGAACAUUUAA